Aphanomyces invadans is the source of this 2122-nucleotide messenger RNA. RefSeq lists its product as hypothetical. Gene Ontology annotation, cellular component: cytosol. Lineage: Eukaryota; Oomycota; Saprolegniomycetes; Saprolegniales; Verrucalvaceae. The transcript has 4 exons. Bases 332 to 1915 code for a protein of 527 amino acids. Gene Ontology annotation, molecular function: FMN binding; NADPH-hemoprotein reductase activity; flavin adenine dinucleotide binding. The record is from RefSeq and is a predicted model, not a curated record.
GUGCUUGCACGGCCCCUCGGGGUCAACACGGGGGUCACACUGGCGACCGUAGCCUCCCGCUACUGCCCGGCGUUCGGCAUAUAUCGAGGCAUGUACGUACUGGCUUCAGAGGCACCGACGUUCAUCUCCGUCAUGCGGCGUCGACUUUUGUCCGUCUGCGAUGGCGCUAUCCAUUCCGUGCACGUUGUGCAGCAUGCAGAAGCAAUCCACACAGAAUCGCAUGUCGAAAGACGAGUGGUUGCGCCGUGGAUGCAUUCCAUGAGCAGAUGCGACAACUCGGCCGGAGGUGCGUGCCACACAAACCUGCGCGACUAAAAGACCUUGCCAUCUGAUGCGCAUCGCCAAAUACCAGCGAUGCCAUUGGUCGACCACUUUUGGAAUUGUCAUGUGGGGGCUUCGCCGCGUUGUUGUCGCCGCUGCACGAGGUGGGCGACGGCGGGCUCGACAGUUGAGCAUGGAUGCAUUCCUUGCAUUCGAGCGCGAGCUGGCACGAAAGAAGCGCAGUGUGAGUCCGCCGCCACGACCUCGUCGACUGGAGCCACCGACGCCGCCGCGUGAUGGCGAGUGCUGCAACUUGAACUGCCCCAAUUGCGUUCUACUCGUCUAUCAUGAGCAACUUCUCGAAUACGAAGACAGCGUUCGAUGGGAAGAGGGGACUUCGGUCAAAGAGACUGGAACAUGCGACCGACCGACGCCAUCCGACGUAACACUCACGUGGGCGAGUCCAGCGGAGGCGUUGGCAUGGGGCGCGCACGGUCCAUGGGUCCGUCCACCGCGCGGGGUGUCCCCGAGUCGAGUUGUCGCCAACCGCGUCCUGACAACGACGCCGCAUCGAUCGGUGCAUCACAUUCAAGUCGAGCAUGCGCCAGAAAUGUACCACACAGCGGGAAACUGGAACGCGUACGUGCCAAAUGCGGACACCGUCGUGUCGCGAUGCCUCGAUCGAUUGUCGUUGCCACCAGGGGCGGACGCCUCGACCGCCGUCGUCCAAAUCAAUCCUGGCCACACAAAAUCCUAUCCCAUCCACGAAUGGUUGUCGUUAACGUCUCUGUUGACGUGGUACGUGGACCUGAUGUCGCCCCCGACACCACGUACGCUUCGGCGCCUCAGUGCGCUCGCGACCGCGCCAACCGAGCAAACGCGAUUGAUCGACCUCGCAGCGGACACAUCACGGUCCCUGUCGUCGUUUGCCGACGUGCUCGACGACUUCCCGUCCAUCGUGCUGUCCGCCGAAGCCUGCCUUAGUCUGGCACCACCGCUCUUGCCGCGCAGCUACACGAUUGCGUCCUCGUCCAAGCAGGACCCGACUACGAUUGCCCUCACUGUCGCUGUGAAGGCACCGCCGCUACAUGGUCGGUGUUCGACGCACUUGGCCUCGUCUCGGCCGCAUGCCUGUCGAAUCUACGGAGCCGCGGCGCCUUCGAGCUUUAGUGAGCACUGGCGCGCUCACUUUCCCCCGUCGACGCCGCAGCUGUGGAUUGCCACGGGCACAGGCAUCGCUCCUUUUCGCGGGCUCCUUGAAGAGUUAUCCCACGUCGAGAAGCGCCCGCCCGUUGCAUUGUACUAUGGCUGCCGGAAUCCAUCAGACGAGCUCUACCACAACGAGUUGACCGGAGCGCUCGCCCAGCGCGUUCUGCAGAGUUACACCCCCGUGUACUCGCACACACCGCCAUCGUCCCACUCGCCAUCGUUGCCGUGGCACGUGGGCGACAAGCUGAAACAAGAUGCGGCGGCCAUCUUCAACUACCUCGAGCACGGAACCGUGUACGUGUGUGGGUCGAUGGCGAUGGGCCGUGACGUGAAUCGGGCGCUGGUGGACUGCCUCACGAGCCAGCGCGGGUGGACGGCGGACAGAGCCAAAACCUACUUGAAAACGCUUCAAGUCGCUGGGCGGUACGUGGCCGAAGUAUGGUGAGCCCUGUGCAGAUAUGGGGUCGAAUCGGGACAAAUGCAUCGUUUUAUGGCGGCGUGCAACGAUUCAAAAUUCGUCGAGUUAGCCGAGUAGAUAGCGCGUCGUUGGGUCUUCAUGGCGAUGACGUAGUUCUCGCAUCAUGGCGACUGUCAUCGCAGCCGAUGCGCCAAACAUGAUGGCCGCUGCGGCCCAGUGCAGUCCAUGCGGUUU